CUUGUAACGUCAAUGAAAUGGGAUAAAGACGGCGACAUUCUUGCGUUAACGAAUGACAAAACAACCGCUGUAACACUAUGGGAGAUUGGUACUAAAAAAACCGAACUUCUUGAUGCAAAUAUGGGCAGCAAAGAAUCACCAACGUUCAUGGCUUGGUCGCAUAAAUCACCGAUUCUGGCUGUUGGUAACAAUAAAGGAAACCUUAUGAUCUACAAUCAUCGCACUUCAAGGUUUCAUUCCCAUCAUCUACUACAAAUCCCAUCUCAUUUCUUAUCGAGUAGUCUCUUGAGUACACUUAAUGGAACCAUUUGUUGA
Messenger RNA from Anisakis simplex (herring worm), 315 nucleotides. NCBI's taxonomy places the organism in Eukaryota, Metazoa, Nematoda, Chromadorea, Rhabditida, Anisakidae. The record is from the annotation of a GenBank genome assembly.